Messenger RNA from Prosopis cineraria, 1741 nucleotides. RefSeq names its product mitogen-activated protein kinase kinase 2-like. The coding region runs from base 296 to 1378 and encodes 360 amino acids. Lineage: Eukaryota; Viridiplantae; Streptophyta; Magnoliopsida; Fabales; Fabaceae. Gene Ontology annotation, cellular component: cytoplasm. Gene Ontology annotation, biological process: protein phosphorylation. The record is from RefSeq and is a predicted model, not a curated record. Gene Ontology annotation, molecular function: ATP binding; protein serine/threonine kinase activity. The transcript is spliced from 9 exons.
AAAAAAAAAAAAAGCUUCUCUAUCUUGUUCGUCAAUCGUGACUGCUCUUCGCCAUCCAAUCACAUUCCAAACUCACAAUAUCGUAAUUUUAGUACUUCAAUCUUUGAAUCUCCCAACACUCAAACAAGAAUGGUUUUCUUCUAAAAAUGCCCAAAGACCGGUCAAGAUAUUAUUAAUAGAAUUUUCCUUUCGAUAUAUAAAUUCAAGGGCAACCCCUUUUCUUUCUCCUCCGGAAACAGUCUGACUCCCUACAAUUACUUGAACACCUAACUCGUUCAAUCAGAAUUCCAUAAUCAUGAAGAAAGCUAGCUUGGGCCUCAAUCUCAAGCUCAAUGUUCCGCAAUCUGAGCAGGUUUCCUUCGCCAAGUUUCUGACUGAAAGCGGGACGUUUAAGGAUGGGGAUCUGCUCGUCAAUCGGGAUGGAGUUCGGAUUGUGACUGAGAGUGAAGUCGAAGCUGCACCUCCCAUCAGACCAAUAGACGACCAGUUAAGUUUGGCAGACAUCGACAUAAUCAAAGUGGUUGGCAAAGGAAAUGGUGGGGUAGUGCAACUGGUGCAACACAAAUGGACUAAUCAGUUUUUUGCACUAAAGGUUAUCCAAAUGAAUAUUGAGGAAUCCAUGCGAAGGCAGAUAGCACAAGAACUUAAAAUCAAUCAGUCAGCUCAAUGUCCGUAUGUUGUUAUUUGCUAUCAGUCAUUCUAUGAAAACGGUGUCAUAUCAAUCAUCUUAGAGUACAUGGAUGGAGGUUCUUUAGCAGAUCUUCUGAAGAAAGUUAAAAUGAUUCCGGAAAAAUAUCUUGCUGCUAUCUGUAAGCAGGUGCUUGAGGGUUUGAUAUAUCUUCACCAUGAAAAACAUAUUAUCCACAGGGACUUAAAACCUUCUAAUCUGUUAAUAAACCACCGAGGGGAGGUAAAGAUCACCGACUUCGGCGUGAGUGUAAUAAUGCAAACUACAUCUGGUCAAGCAAAUACUUUCAUCGGCACAUACAACUAUAUGUCUCCAGAGAGAAUCAAUGGAAGCCAGAAUGGAUACAACUACAAAAGUGACAUAUGGAGUUUGGGACUGUUAUUGCUCGAGUGUGCUACUGGGAGGUUUCCAUAUACACCACCAGAUCAAGGUGAAAGAUGGGAAAGUAUUUUUGAGCUAAUUGAAACAGUUGUUGAUAAACCUCCUCCCUCUGCUCCAACUGAUCAAUUUUCUCCAGAAUUCUGCUCGUUUGUCUCAGCAUGUUUACAGAAAGACCCAAAAAAUAGACCGUCAGCUCAGGAUCUUAUGGGACAUCCUUUUGUCAACAUAUACGGGGACUCGGAUGUAGAUCUUUCAGCUUAUUUCAAGAAUGCAGGAUCCCCACUUGCAACUGUACCUACUUCUACUUGAUCGUAGAGAUUAUGAAGGACUUUUUUUUCGUUAUCAAGUGAAUUCAACGAUAGGCUUCUAUUAUGAGACUUGCUAGUGCCAUGAUCCACGAGACAGCAAUGAUUAAAAUUUCAUUAAAAAUAUUAGUGCUGAAGAUGAUCAACGGACACUUGCUGCGAAUAGUUUGAAUUUUUAUGAUGGCAACUUAAGAUACGUCACUGGUGUUGAGAUUAAAGUUGUCAGGUUGUUGCAAAGGCACGUAUAAAUUUAUGCCAAAGGUUUUGAAUUCUGUAGUUGUUUGCAAAUUCCCUUCUCCCCUGAUGCUCUGUCAAGUUCACUUCAUUAUGAAUAAUUUUGUUAUGGCUUGUCAAAUUGCCUGAUUCA